AUGUCGAACAAACACUAUUUAAGCGAUACCGAAGCUCCACUUUCGUUUCCACAGAAACGCCAUGUUUCUGCCCCAUCGAGAUAUGUCCCUGUGGAGGCACCACAAACUCCACUAUACAGCCCAAUCACACAGGCGCCGUCGCCUAUAUCCCCUCGAGGAGAUGCCAUGAUGAUUGAUAAGCCAGUUGGCCCAGCGUCACCGGAUGACGUCUAUGAGACUGCAUUAUUGACUCCACAGGAAACAAAACGGUCGACCGCUUCGCCUCCUGCGAUAUUUCAAUCUCCUAUUCUUUCUCAGCCAGGGAACCUUGAUGGUAGACUUGCUGAGUUUGCCCAGAAGCUUCAAAAUGUCGCUGAUUUCGAUGCAGCUAUGGAUGAAGAUUCCGAUGAUGAAAUGGCAGAUGCUGAUUUCGAUAGCCCUGCCAAUAUCAUGGCCAGAUACUUGAGUAGAACCGAGCUGAACCCUGACGUCAUCGUCCUAAAGUCUACCAUCGCAAUGCUCCGCAAAAAGCGCCAACAGUGUUUGACAGAUAUCUCCACCCUAUCUCGUAUGAAAACCACUGCUCUCGAUAGACCCGAGCGCUUUGCUGCUAGAGUCAUCGCUGCGUCUCGGGGUGCCCAGAAGACCAAUGUCCAUCAGAAUAAGCACCAUUGGAGGCUGGAGGAAAACGGAUGGGAUGUCCCUGGACCAAUCGAAAUCCCAAAGACUCCUGAAGUCGAAUGGGCCAAGUAUGGUGUGCCACCAAUGUACAGAAACCCAGAGCUUGUCGCUGCCCAGGCCCAGGCAAUGCAGAUGUUGCAACCAGCGCAGACGUCUUCAGCUGUCCAAGAUAUUAUCAAUCCUAAUUCUACCAGGAUGACAACAAGAGCUACCAACUCAGCUGCACGAUCCGCAGCUGCUUCCAAGCCAACGACCCCCGGUGGAUUCAAUAUUCGAACUGGUCUUGAUAUGGUGUCAAGACAAAAAAAGAGCUCCAUGAUGGCCUAUUCGAAUCCAUUCGUACACGAUUUCAAUACACCUGCUCGUUCCAGUCGCCUCUUGUCCGUUGGCGGAAACCGGGAACCGGAGCGAAUCAUUCUCCCAUAUCUAGGGCGACCCGAUGUUUCCCCGCCUCGAAAUAGGGACGAGACAAUUGCCUUUUUAGAAACCUUUCUCGACGCUAAGACCGUCCGAAGGGCUGAAAAGGCUGUGCCGCCGGUAAAGUCCUCCAAGAAAGGAAUCAAUUAUAGCCGAAGCGAUCGUGAGAUCAUGAACCAAUUUGCAGACGAUAGUAUGGAUCUCAAUACCCCUACGUCUUUUGGAACACGGUCUCUUGGUAGAAGACAUGCUUCACUCCCCACUCAUCUUGUCGGAAACGCCUCAUGCGUGGGGAGCCCAAACUUUGUCAAGGGGGAGGAUACUCCCCCGUCUACCAGUCGUCGUCUAGCUCCUACCACGGCCAUCGCGACUCCACCUUCCAAUCCUCGCCCUGUUCAUGGUUCCACCUUCCUAACCAGAAGACAGAUAAUUGAACAGGCGAAGCGGUAUAAUGACACACCGUUUGAAGACAUUUAA
Messenger RNA from Orbilia oligospora ATCC 24927, 1554 nucleotides. RefSeq lists its product as uncharacterized. Bases 1 to 1554 code for a protein of 517 amino acids. The record is from RefSeq and is a predicted model, not a curated record. NCBI's taxonomy places the organism in Eukaryota, Fungi, Ascomycota, Orbiliomycetes, Orbiliales, Orbiliaceae. The transcript has 2 exons.